UUUGCACACGUACAAUCAUGUCGAAGAGUGAUCUGAAAGCUAAGAUCCAAGCUGUAUUUGACGAGAUGUGCAAGGAAUAUAACACGAAUAAUGUAGAGAGGUUUUUAGAUACUUUCAGUGACGAUGCCCAGUGUUUGCCUCCAGGGGAAAAACUAGUAUCAGGGAAAAAAGAUAUCGGUAAGCUCCUAACACGACACAUAGAGAAGUACAGUGAUGUGAGCAUUGAUGUGCACGAAGUAGGUUCAGCUGGCGGUAAUGAAGAAGUCUACUCACUCGCUGUGUAUAAUGAACAAAAGCUUGAUGGAUCCGGUACGGUGACUGGUAAAACAUUAACUAUUUGGAAACUAAUUGAUGGCCAGUACAAGAUAUAUCAAUACAUUUGGAAUACAGACAGUGCGUAA
This is a messenger RNA of Saccoglossus kowalevskii, 401 nucleotides long. RefSeq lists its product as uncharacterized. The record is from RefSeq and is a predicted model, not a curated record. Lineage: Eukaryota; Metazoa; Hemichordata; Enteropneusta; Harrimaniidae.